This is a messenger RNA of Sciurus carolinensis (gray squirrel), 3817 nucleotides long. RefSeq names its product coiled-coil domain containing 134 (gene Ccdc134). Bases 172 to 861 code for a protein of 229 amino acids. The transcript is spliced from 7 exons. The record is from RefSeq and is a predicted model, not a curated record. Lineage: Eukaryota; Metazoa; Chordata; Mammalia; Rodentia; Sciuridae.
GGUUCUUGGGGAGGGGAGUGCUGGGACCGAGGGCCGCGAACUGGCUGCAGGGUGGGGAAGGAAUCUCGAGAUCGGGCGGCUCUCCUUGGAGAGACUCGCUAUCUUCUUCGGGAUCCCACAAGACUCGGGACAGCAACCUGGACCUGCCACUCCCGCUCCAGGGUCUUGGAAAUGGACCUUCUUCAGUUCUUGGCCUUCCUCUUUGUCCUGCUGCUGUCUGGAAUGGGGGCCACAGGCACCCUGAGGACCUCAAUGGACCCAAGCCUGGAGAUCUACAAGAAGAUGUUUGAGGUGAAACGACGGGAACAGCUAUUAGCACUGAAGAACCUGGCACAGUUGAAUGAUGUCUACCAGCAGUACAAGAUCCUUGAUGUUAUGCUCAAGGGGCUCUUUAAGGUGCUGGAGGACUCCCGGACAGUGCUCACUGCUGCCAACGUGCUUCCAGAUGGGCCCUUCCCCCAGGAUGAGAAGCUGAAGGAUGCCUUCUCCCAUGUGGUAGAGAACACAGCCUUCUUCGGUGAUGUGGUACUGCGCUUCCCAAGGAUCGUACACCACUACUUUGACCACAACUCCAACUGGAACCUUCUCAUCCGCUGGGGCAUCAGCUUCUGCAACCAGACAGGUGUCUUUGACCAGGGAACCCACUCACCCAUCCUUAGCUUGAUGGCCCAGGAGCUGGGGAUCAGCGAGAAAGACUCCGACUUCCAGAACCCAUUUAAAAUAGACCACACAGAGUUCAUUCCCAGCACCGACCCUUUUCAGAAGGCCCUGAGGGAAGAAGAGAAACGCAGGAAGAAAGAGGAGAAGCGGAAAGAGAUGCGAAAAGGCCCAAGGAUCUCACGAUCCCAGUCUGAGUUGUAACCCUGGAGCAGCUCAGGGAUCAAGGGCCAGCAGGAGGCCUGUUGAGAGGAAGGGGAGGCAGCCGUGUGGCUGUGGCCUGGCAGCACCCACCGUGGUGGUGAGCACCAGCCCUUCCAGAUGGUGACACCACAUUUACUAGGGCCUUGGGAGCUGAAGGAACUGAACCUCAGGGGGCUGCAUUUUCUCCUAGGACCUCAAGAGAGUGUCCAGGAGGCCUUCAGAGAACACUGUGGAGAUGGCUUGGGAGGCAGGAGGGACCUUGGGUUGGGCUCUUGGUGGGCGGAGGCUCCUGGCUGGCUGGCUGCCUGCCUGCUGCGGUUUGCAGCGAAGCAUCAGAACCAGACUUGAAUCACUGGUAGAGGUGAUGCCUGUAUCUGGUCCCAUUGUGUCACUGAGCCACCCAGCCCAGGUCCCAGCUCCUCUCCAGAUACAGAAAAGCCAGAAAAUCCACUGGGCCCCCUAAGGCUGGUGAGGGGACUAUGAGGGAAUCAGGGACCCUCAGGGAUGCCGAGGCCAGCUUGGAGGAUAUUCCCACCUCAUCGAGUCCCAGGCCUGGUGGAGCAGAGAAGCAGAGGCUUGGCUCAGGCUUCCUAUUCCAUCCUCAGCACUGUCUUUGAGGGGUCAAUGUCAAGAGAGGAACUGGAAGUGUCCCAGGAGGGUAUUUGAUCCAAGGAGACCUGGGAGGAAUAUGAUCUCUGUACUCAGACACCUAGGACAGUCAUUGAGCGGGCACUGGGAACAGUCACCUUGCUCUCUCUGGCAGUGCUGGAGGAACUUUAGCCUGUGGCAGCAAUGACAGGGCUGCCCAGAACCCUCCUGGGCUUCUUGUCCUGGUGCUCUGCCCUUAGUCUGAGCCUGAACUAUCUCUUCCUGGCUCCUUUUUCUUCACUUGACCCUUUAAAUGAAGGGGUUUUUGGUUUAGCCUCUCUCUGCUUCUUGGGCAACCACACCCUCUAAGACCUCAAAGUUGAUAGUACCUGCUCUGUCACCAUCUGAUAAUCCUCAUUGCUUAUGUUUCAAUUUGUCUUAAACCAAACUUGUUUCCUACCUUCUAACCCACUUCUGUCAAAUUCUUGGUUAAUCCUGCUGGAAGACCUCCUGGAGGAAGUGAUAUUUGAACUAAUUCUGAGAGACUGAAGGAAGAGGGAGGAGGACAGGUACCAGGAGCAGAGGCCUGAAAGGGCAGGCAUCAGAGGGAGUAAAUGGCAUAGGUUGUCUACCAUGACCUGUGGCAGGUGCCUGUUCACAAUAAAUAUCUCAACAUAAUAGUCACCUAGUCCAGCCCCUCUGUUUUCAGAUGAAGAACACAGUUCCUGAAGAGUAGCUUGUCUAAAGCUGCUUCAGCCCUCACAGCCGGCCUAUGUCCUCCCAGCCAGAGCAAGGCACCACCUGGAAGAGACAUUCAGUUGGGUGGGAUCCAGGGCCAAAGGGAGAAUGUCAGUGUUUGCUAAGCUAUGGGACUCGUGCAGCCAGCCACUCUUCUUUCUCCACUCCUACUGGAGCUUUUAUUUGUGUUCCUCAGACUUGGCCAGGCACCAGAGUCUCUGGACAGGUCCCAUUGAGAACAGCUACAGAGUGAGAAGUACUUUGCCCACCUUCCUGACCUGUUGCUCAAGGCAGCCCCCUGCAGAAUUACUGAGGUGCUGGGGCAGGGGUGGGGGGCGAGCAUUAGAACAAAGCAAGUUUUAUGAGGGUUGUUGAUGAACCCUGUCAGUUUAGCAGACAGUGACCAUCAGUUCAACAUCCACAGUGGCACAUGCCUAUAAUCCUGGAGGCUGAGGCAGCAUGAUCGCAAGCUGGAGGUCAGCCUGGGCAAUUUAGUUAGACCCUGUCUCAAAAUUAAAAAUACAAAGGUCUGGGGAUAUAGCUCAGUGGCAGAACACUCUUAGGUUCCAUCCCCAGAACUGCAAAAACCAAAAACCAUCCCUGUGAGAAGCCCCAGCAGUGCCACUGAGACGUACAGCUGAAGAUGGCACUGUCCAGCUCAGUGCCAGAUCCAGAGCAGGGCAGCUGGGGCUUGGGUCAGUUUUCUUUCUGUGCAUAAACAACAAAGAGAACAUUCUUGUUUUAUUUACCCCCAAAAUAAGACACUAUUUCUUAAUAAUUAUGUGUGUUCAUCAUAAAAAGUAAUUUAGACAAUACUAAAAUACCAAGAAGAAAAUGAGACUCACCCCAAAUCCCCCCAUUCACGUCCACCACUGACAGCCAGCUGUUGGCUUUCCUUGUUUUUUCAAUUACAAUUGCUACCUUGUAUGAGAACUUGCUAUGUGCCAGGAUUUACAUCAUGUGCUGGCUGGCAGCAGCUCCUCCACCUUAAGGUGUUUGUCAUGUCAUCUAUGCCCCUGGGAAUACCAGAGGUAGAGCUGGCCUCACAAUUUUAAGUUUCAUCUUAAAUGCCACUUCAGAGUUUGGUGUCUUUUUUUGUUUCCUUUUUCUUUCCAGUGCUGAGGAUGGAACCCAGGACCUCAUGUAGGCAAAUACUCUGCCACUGAGCCACACCACCAACCAGUCUUCUUGAAACCACAAGUUAGGUCCCAUUACUUUUCCUUCACUUCAUUUGUACUACCAUCAUCUGUUAUUUUUGUUUGUUUACUGCUUUUUCCCCACCCCUCCUUUCUUUUCUCUAGACUGGAAGUUCUUAGCAGGAACUGUUUGCCUGCCAGAGAUAAUCAAUAAAUGAUGUCAAAAGAAUGUGCAAAUGAUCUUCACAAUUAUGAGUACUAUUAGCCCCAUUUUAGAGAUGACAAAACAGGCUUUAAACAAUUAACCAGCCCAAGGUCAUACAGUGAAUUAGUAGGUCCACUCUUCUGUCUUCCCAGACUGUGAGCUCUUAAGUCCUGACCCCUAAACAACAGCUGCCUCUUACAGAAAGCUUGCUCUUCCCUUCAUUAGAUUAUGAAAGCCUUUUCUUGUCAAUAAAUACACAUUAAUUUUUAAUGACACUAUAAUACUCUAA